Molecule: messenger RNA, 1363 nt
Organism: Nylanderia fulva
Lineage: Eukaryota; Metazoa; Arthropoda; Insecta; Hymenoptera; Formicidae
Product: Mediator complex subunit 30
Biological process (GO): positive regulation of DNA-templated transcription
Cellular component (GO): mediator complex
Molecular function (GO): transcription coregulator activity
Source: RefSeq, a predicted model, not a curated record
CUUUGUCACAUACACAUACAGCAGUGAUGUUUUGUAAUGUUUAUUAUGUAAAAAAUUCAAUAGCUCUAGACAUACGACAAUGUAGUUCUCAUUUAAAUGUUAGCAGAAGUUCUUCAAAUAUUCACACAAUAAGGAAAUUAUUUGUGAUAACCAUAAAAUAACUGUCUGAUUAAAAAAUAUUGGUACAAAGUGAAAUUUUAUAUGAGAAAGUGUUUAAUAAUCAAAAUUAUAGAUUUCACACAAUAAGGAAAUUAUUUGUGAUAACCAUAAAAUAACUGUCUGAUUAAAAAAUAUUGGUACAAAGUGAAAUUUUAUAUGAGAAAGUGUUUAAUAAUCAAAAUUAUAGAUUUUUAUCGUUGCAAAAUUUAAAGAUUCUUCAGUUUUGGUAAAUUAUUUUCAUUACUAGCACUUUAAGUAAUCUAAAUUCUUUGGAAAAUUCGAAAUCUAUAAAAUACAUAUACAAUUUGGUGUAAUGACUGAUUCAAAUAAUUCAGAUGAUAUGGUAAGCUCUCAGCAAUUUGGCAUGGGAGUGGGAGUUGGAGUAGGUGUUGGCAAUGUCGGAUCGAAUGCCAUGGGCAUGCCAAACUCUCAACAAGUUUUGGCACAGCAGCAACAACAACAGCAAUCCAUCGCGAUGCAACAACAAAUGCAGCAGAUGCAACAGCAACAAUUGCAACUGCAACAACAACAGCAGGCUGCCAUGGUUCAGCAGAAUAAUCAAAAUAGUAAUCAAGCCACAACACCACAAACUCCAGUCCCACCUACUCAGCCUCCAAUGCAACCACAGCAAACUAAGGAAGUCAAUACUGCCAGUUUAUGUAGAUGUGGACAAGAAACAGUACAAGAAAUUGUCAACCGUACCCAAGAACUCUUCCAGUUUCUUAAAUUGCUUCAACCACCUAAUGGUACAAACCAAGGGGCAAGUAUGGCAAAUGAUAAGAAGAUAAAGAUUUUCGACCAGUUGAGAAUAAUAAAAAUGAUGUUUAAACGUUUGAGAUUAAUAUAUGAAAAAUGUAAUGAGAAUUGUCAACUGCAAGGCAUGGAAUAUACACAUAUAGAAAGUUUAAUUCCAUUAAAAGAGGAAUGGGAUAUGAAAUCUGAUGAGAAAAAGACUUCGGAAGCCUACAGACUUAUCUGCGAAGAGAGCAAGGAAGUUAUGGAGCAAGUGAUAUUAAAAAAUAGGCACAUUAAGGAAAUAAUCGAUCACUUAAGGCGCAUUAUCUCAGAAAUAAAUACGAUGUUAAAUAUGCGUCGCUCUUAGAUAUAUUAAAAUGUUUAUCUAUAUAAUAUGUGAGAUAACUGUUUCGGCAAACAGUUACAAAAAUGCAUUUAACAAUAAAAUGCAGAUUUUCUUACACAGUAA